Molecule: messenger RNA, 981 nt
Organism: Brassica oleracea var. oleracea
Lineage: Eukaryota; Viridiplantae; Streptophyta; Magnoliopsida; Brassicales; Brassicaceae
Product: zinc finger BED domain-containing protein DAYSLEEPER-like
Exons: 4
Coding region: 1-981 (326 amino acids)
Molecular function (GO): protein dimerization activity; DNA binding
Source: RefSeq, a predicted model, not a curated record
AUGUGUCGAGGCUGCGGGUGUUGUAAAAACUGGCGGCUAAUACUGGAUGUGCUGAAAAGAUGGAACUCGACUUACUUUAUGCUUGAAAGAGCCAUCAAGUACUGUAGAGUAUUUGUGAAGUUGGAGACAUUUGAUAAGAAGGGUUAUAAAAUGGCUCCCACAGCUGAGGAAUGGACAAGAGCUGACAAUAUCUGCAGUUUUUUGGGUCCGUUUGCUGUGAUCACAAGCUUGAUGUCUAGUUUGAACUACCCGACUUCGAACUUGUAUUUCUAUCAGGUUUGGAAGAUCCAUGAUUGGCUUCGAAUGAAUGAGGAAAGCGAAGAUGAGAUUGUCAGAUACAUGAUUCCACCGAUGAAAGAGAAGUUCGAUAUAUAUUGGGAUGAACUUGACAUGAGUACACGUGAUGCAAAGUUAAAGAACUUGCGUGAGAAGCUAAAUAUUCUGUUUGAGUCAUACGACAAAAAAUUCAAGAAUAACUCACCUUCUACAGAGCCACGUGAGACUGUUUCACAAAAAGCUUCUGCAGCAGGGUCAAUGGGACUGUUUGGGAACUACGAUAUGAGUGAUUUCUUUUCAUUUCGCAAAGUCAGUGGCGUUGUAAGAGGAAAAACACCUCUAGAAGCUUAUCUUGAUGAACCACCUUUGGACAUUAAUAAUUUUCAGAGCUUGGACAUCCUCGAUUGGUGGAAAGAUAAUGCGCAUCGGUAUGGUGAUCUGGCUGCAAUGGCAUGUGAUAUGCUAAGUAUUCCAAUCACAACGGUGGCUUCGGAGUCCUCCUUUUGUAUUGGAUCCAGAGUUCUUAACAAAUACAUGAGCCAUCUUCUCCCAAAAAAUGUGCAAGCUUUGACAUGCACUAGAAAUUGGAUCAAGGGAUACAAAUCUUAUGCACAUGAUGAAGAAAUCGAUAGUGAUGGUGAAGAACAGAAAGUACCAUCAUUUGAGUCCAUUGUCAAUGGGGAAGAUGAAAAAGAGCAAGCUUGA